AGCGCUAGAUUCAAACAGCAGAGCGAGAAGGCAGCUGAACAAAGAGGAGAAGUAGAGGAGAGAGUGAAGUGACAGAAAAAAGGAAGAAUAAAGAACACAACAUCUUUUCAUUUACAUAUUCAUUUUCAGUCUUCGUUGGAGACCUUCCUGAAGGACAUUUAAAUUUUUUUAGUACCUUUACUGUUGCGGAAUUUGUAAAAGGCAAAAAUGAUGAGCAGCAGAGUCAUCGUCGUUGCUGUAGCGGUGCUCCUGGCCUCCCUCGCCAUCAGUGAAGGGGUGAGUCUGAGAAGCCUGGGAGUGGAGAUGCACUGUCGCUGCAUCCAGACAGAGAGCAAACCCAUCGGCCGCCACAUCGAGAAGGUGGAAUUAAUCCCUGGCAACUCUCACUGCGAAGAAACUGAGAUCAUUGCCACCCUGAAACACUCAGGCAAAGAGGUCUGCCUCGACCCCGAGGCUCCCUGGGUGAUAAGAGUGAUUAACAGGAUCAUGUCCAACAGAAGACGCUGAACGGAUGACAAGAGGCGUCUGCAAUGGGUCUGAGACAUUUAUAGACAAAUGAUCAGUUCUUGAAUGUACUUGACUGGUCACCACCCUGAUUUCAUACCAAGUGACUUGUGAUACUCAAUGUCCUGAUGAGCUGUUGAAGGGGACAUCAGAAUUUACCCGUGUUUGUAUCAAACAUUAUUUAUUAACAAGUCUGUGCUUGUUUGUAGGUCACUUACAUACAUUAUGUUUAAGCAAUAACUUGUUUCUUGAUGUUCCUGAAGUCUGUAAAAGUAGAUUACUCUUUUCUUGUCUCUUAUUUAUAUAUUUAGCAUAUUUAUUGAUGUAUUUAUAAGUUGUGUCUGAAUUUGCUUAUCUAAAUGAUUAAUUAAAAAGGUCAAAUGAAAUUGAAAAUGAAA
Scophthalmus maximus (turbot) is the source of this 902-nucleotide messenger RNA. Its product is annotated as interleukin-8. The transcript is spliced from 4 exons. Gene Ontology annotation, biological process: antimicrobial humoral immune response mediated by antimicrobial peptide; neutrophil chemotaxis; inflammatory response. Lineage: Eukaryota; Metazoa; Chordata; Actinopteri; Pleuronectiformes; Scophthalmidae. The record is from RefSeq and is a predicted model, not a curated record. Gene Ontology annotation, cellular component: extracellular region. Gene Ontology annotation, molecular function: CXCR chemokine receptor binding; chemokine activity. The coding region runs from base 208 to 507 and encodes 99 amino acids.